AUGAGGUCGUGCACUUUCCUCGCGCUGUUUUACUGUAGCGUCGCCGCUUUAGCGAGCGGCACAGCCACGGAGCCAUAUGCAACGUUCCCCGUUUGCGAUGUUGCCGUGGAGUCUGCACUGUGUCUACACGGGGCGCAGAAGGUUCUGCUUCCCAAUGCUCAGCCAUUUGGGCUUGAACUGCAUAUAACCUUCGACAGCGUCAGGCCUCUCGACGAUAGUGGCAAGAAGAACCACGCCUCCGGGGAAGUGAUGGCAGCAGCUGGCAUCGGAGGGAGUGGCAGUUCGGGACUUUUCCGACGCAACUAUGUAUAUGUUCCUAGUACAGAAGGACUGCAGACGGCAGACUUCAGCUACACAAUGUUCGCGUAUCUGCUUGAAGACGCAGAGUCACGGGCGAAUAACGAGCUCCACGACCAAUAUUGCCCCCUCAUUCACAAGGGGAUCAUGAAGGAAAAUGUGCAGGAGGCAGCCCCCGCGAUUUUGAUUGACCCACGGGAUGGCAGAAUCAAGGUUGUCGUCGCCACCUCACAAAGCCAUGAAACUCCGGGGGAGGAAAUGAUGAGCAAUUCGCGAAUGAAACCCCAUCAGUGGUACCACAUCGCCGUGAUACGACGGAUGAACCGGGUGUUUCUAUACGUUGAUGGCAUACUUGAUUCCAGCAUGGUGACGCAUGGCCUCACACGAACCAACGAUCUGCCGUUGUACAUCGGGUCAGCACCAUACGCUGAAGAUGUGUGUGAUAUGCCUCUCCUCAUUGACGAGCUUAAGGCAUACUCAUAUGCACUAGGGAGAGAUAAUAUCCAAGCUGAAGCGUCUAUCGCGCUCGCCGGAGUGGAGCCCUCAUUCAUUCAUAUCGGCUGCGUCGAUUGCAACAAAGAAGAGGCCGCGUCCGCGUGUCCUGAUGGCUACCAUCUCUGCGACAAAUUGGAGUUGUACAGUGGAGGAUACCAGGUUGCUCGGAAGCUAUCUCUCGGGACAUCUCUUGUCGCAGCAGGAUCAGCAACGCCAGCAAAGGGAACAGCUUUAUGCUGCAGUGAUGCCUGA
Besnoitia besnoiti is the source of this 1044-nucleotide messenger RNA. RefSeq lists its product as uncharacterized. The transcript has 12 exons. The record is from RefSeq and is a predicted model, not a curated record. NCBI's taxonomy places the organism in Eukaryota, Apicomplexa, Conoidasida, Eucoccidiorida, Sarcocystidae. The coding region runs from base 1 to 1044 and encodes 347 amino acids.